AUGGAGAUUGAAGAAGCAUAAAAAAUAUUUACAAAUGUAAAUAUCCAAUAUUAUUGUGAAAAUUUGCAUUCAAUCAAAAAGAACUUUGACUUAUAAGAAAUAAAAGAGAAAUUAGAUUAACCAGAGAUGGUUGUUAAAAAUAAAAAGGAGCUUAGUCUUGUCCGCUCAAAAUCAAUUAAAAAAGUGUAUUAAAUAAAAGUACUUAGAAACAAAAAGAAUCCUUAAAAGAUUUUAUAUAAAUUGGACUUGGUUGGAUAGACUUAAGAUAAAUUUGAUUUUGUUGAUUAUAAGGAUAUUUUCUUUGAAUAGCCUUUUUCUACCAAAUAGUUAGUUGAUUCCUUUAAAGAAGAAGUUGUAGAAAGUAUUUAGCAGAUUUAUAACCCUCUAAAGAAAAUUCUUAAUCUUAAAAACAAGACAUUAAAUGAUAGCGAUAAUAAUUUUAAGUCUGACAUAUAAAAUAUAACAAGUAGACUGUAAAGCGAAGACUAAUAAAACUAAAAGGAUAACUUAAAAAUAGAGGGAGAGCCUAUAAAAAUAGAAUUUGAUAAUCAGCUUAAUUAAAAAUAAAUAGAAAACAAAGCCCCUUUUCUUAAAGAUGAAGUAAAUCCUAGGGUUUAUCAUUAUUGUAUUUAGCCUCAAUCUUUUAUGAAAAACUACAAGUUGAAUAAAUUAGAAUUUUUUAGAGAAAACCUAAACUACGUACAAAGGUAAUAAAGGCAAAGAAAUAUUUUUUAGUCUAUUCAGAUUAGCUUCGACGACCCAUAAAUACCAUUAUAAACAAACUAUAAUAUGGAUUCAUUCUAAGAAGACUAACUAUAUUAAAUAAUGAAAAACCUGUUCGAUUAAAGGCCUAUUUGGAUUCGUAACAGCUUGAUCGUAUAUCUAAACAAAAGAAACAUCAAAUACACACUCUUUAAUUUUAGAAAAGCAUUAGCUAUGCUUACUUAUAAUUACAAAGAUGGCCCAUGGAAGCAUGCAUAUGUCAAGUUUGGAUAUAACCCAAAAGAGAAUAAAGAGGCUGUUCAUUAUCAAGUGAUUGACAUAGUUGUGUUAGACAGAGAAGACUAUGAAUAAGCUAAAGAAUAUAAUCCUAUUUAAAACACUUAUGAUCCAACUUAUAUCGAAAAGCCUCAACAUUAUAGACAUAUGUACAUGCUUUGUGAAAUCUAAGAUGAGAAUGUAAAUAAGUUCUUUUAGAAGGCUUUAGAUAAAUUAAAUAAGUCAGAAGUUAUUGUACCUUGUAAAAAAUCUGGGUGGCUUCAAAGUAUUGAUAUAAAACGUAUUUAAAAAUUAAUGAAAGAUAAGUUUAAAUUUAAUUGA
Tetrahymena thermophila SB210 is the source of this 1320-nucleotide messenger RNA. Its product is annotated as RNA polymerase III transcription factor (TF)IIIC subunit. NCBI's taxonomy places the organism in Eukaryota, Ciliophora, Oligohymenophorea, Hymenostomatida, Tetrahymenidae. The transcript is spliced from 7 exons. The record is from RefSeq and is a predicted model, not a curated record. Gene Ontology annotation, cellular component: transcription factor TFIIIC complex. Gene Ontology annotation, biological process: transcription initiation at RNA polymerase III promoter.